Molecule: messenger RNA, 1793 nt
Organism: Notolabrus celidotus (New Zealand spotty)
Lineage: Eukaryota; Metazoa; Chordata; Actinopteri; Labriformes; Labridae
Gene: ctsa
Product: cathepsin A
Exons: 14
Coding region: 114-1532 (472 amino acids)
Biological process (GO): proteolysis
Molecular function (GO): serine-type carboxypeptidase activity
Source: RefSeq, a predicted model, not a curated record
CUCGUGUCAUGUGAUAGGUCGCUGUCAUAUGACCUGCUGACUUCAAUUAUCUGCAGCUGCAUUCACACAUUUAACCGAACCUGCUGCUGAACCAGGCAAAAACUACUGAAAAGAUGCAGGCAGCGUUGCUGUGUUGCUUCCUGUUCUCUUUGCUGGGCAGUGAAGCGGCUCCAGCUGCAGAUGAGGUGACCUACCUGCCCGGUCUGCAGAAACAGCCUAGCUUCAGACAAUACUCUGGAUACCUUAGUGUGGCCAAUGGAAAACACCUGCACUACUGGUUUGUGGAGUCUCAGAAGGACCCGUCGGCUGACCCAAUGGUGCUGUGGUUGAACGGUGGCCCAGGAUGCAGCUCUCUGGACGGACUCCUGACUGAACAUGGACCCUUCCUGAUCCAGGAUGAUGGAGUGACGCUUCAGUACAACCCGUACUCCUGGAACAAGAUUGCCAACGUGUUGUACCUGGAGUCUCCAGCAGGUGUCGGCUUCUCUUACUCUGACGAUCAAAAUUAUGUCACCAAUGACACCGAGGUGUCCAUGAACAACUACCUGGCACUGAAGGAGUUCUUCCGCCUGUUUCCAGAGUUCAGCAAGAAUGAACUUUUCCUGACCGGAGAGAGUUACGGAGGAAUAUACAUCCCAACGCUCGCAGAGAGAGUGAUGGAGGACGCCAGCCUCAACCUGCAGGGCAUUGCUGUGGGAAACGGGAUGUCAAGUUACGAGAUGAACGAUAACUCUCUGGUGUACUUUGCGUACUACCACGGCCUGCUGGGGAGCCGGCUGUGGAGCGAACUGCAGAAGUUCUGCUGCAAAGACGGACAGUGCAACUUUUACAACAACCACAACCAGAACUGCUCACUCAGCCUGUCUGAGGUUCAGGACAUUGUCUACAGCUCAGGACUGAACAUGUACAACCUGUAUGCUCCCUGCCCAGGUGGAGUCCGCCAGAGAGUCAGUGUUGAAGAAGGUCAGCUGGUGAUCAGGGACCUGGGAAACUCAUUCAUCAGUCAUCCGUGGAAUCAGCUCUGGAACCAGAAGUUACAAGGUCUGGCGGCUCUCCACCUGUCCGUCCGUCUGGAUCCCCCCUGCACCAACUCCACCCCCUCCUCCCUCUACCUGAACAACCCAUACGUCAAGGGUGCCCUGCACAUCAGCCCCAAGGCUCUGGACUGGGUCAUCUGCAGCUCUGAGGUGAACCUGAACUAUGGUCGAAUCUACAUGGAAGUCAGGAAACAGUACCUGAAGCUGCUCUCUGCUCUGAAGUACCGGGUGUUGGUGUAUAACGGUGACGUGGACAUGGCCUGUAACUUCAUGGGGGACGAGUGGUUUGUUGAGUCUCUGCAUCAGCAGGUUGAGGUUCAGAGACGCCCAUGGCUCUAUGACGAUGAAGAGGGUCGGCAGGUCGGAGGCUUCGUCAAAGAGUUCGACAACAUCGCCUUCCUCACUAUCAAGGGAUCUGGCCACAUGGUGCCAUCAGACAAACCAAUUGCUGCCUUCGCCAUGUUCUCCAGAUUCAUCAAGAGACAGCCCUACUAAACCCUGACCUCUGACCUCUGCUGGUCCCCCUUCAGGCUGCCACAUUUUAAUUUGACUUGAUUUUUUUCCCACUGCCAGUCAAUCAGCUCAGCUCUGCUCCGCUGCAGAAAUUUAAGCCUCAACCUCCACCAAUCACAUCACUCCUCCAGGUCUACUUGCAGAAACGUGCACUGCCCUCAGUCUGUAUUAUAUUUAAUGUGAAACUUUCUUUGGUGUUUUUGUUGAUUCAAAGGGAAAAUAAAGUAUGACUUCUUUACUUCA